Messenger RNA from Adineta steineri, 483 nucleotides. The record is from the annotation of a GenBank genome assembly. Lineage: Eukaryota; Metazoa; Rotifera; Eurotatoria; Adinetida; Adinetidae.
AUGAAUCGAGCUGAACUACUCAGGAGAUUUCAAGUUACUUGUGGCUAUACUUUCAAGAACAUCCGGCUUCUUGAGGAAGCUCUUACACACGAUAGUAAUCGGGUGAAUGAUAAUAGUCUGCCUACAUACCAACGGCUUGAAUUUCUUGGUGACAGUGUAUUGAAUUUAGUCGUCAGUGAAUAUCUUUUUCAUAAUUAUCCUGGUGCUGACGAAGGAGAAUUAUCAAAAAAACGAGAAAAGCUUACGGAUUCAACGAAACAAGCACAAAUUGCUGAAAAGCUUAAACUCAAGGAUCAUAUUGUAUUUGGGCAGGGCGUACAAAGAGAUAUAUAUGCUGGACAUCAUGAUUUUGUCGAAUCAAUAAUUGGCGCUGUUUAUAUUGAUAGUGGUAUGGAUGAAUCAAAAAAAUUAAUUCGUCGACUUUGGGAACUUACUGAUAGUUACACUCCGAAUAAUGCUGGUGGUUAUUGUGUAAUAUCAUAG